Lymnaea stagnalis (great pond snail) is the source of this 2802-nucleotide messenger RNA. Lineage: Eukaryota; Metazoa; Mollusca; Gastropoda; Lymnaeidae. The record is from the annotation of a GenBank genome assembly.
AUUCGAUCACUUGAUAACCCACACCCUCGAGACUUUAAUGCCCGAUCAACAGAAAAUGAGCUGCAGUAUCAGUGUCGCCAAGCUGAGGAAGGUCGGUGUCUCCUGUUUGCAGGACGUCCUGAAAAACUUGUACAACGUCCACGUGAAGCUCAUCUGCAGAGACCAGCCCUUCAGGUCAAACAGAGAGCUGCCCACGCUGAUCAUCACCAACUUGGAGGACAUUGUCCCGAAAGUCAGCGAAAGACUUGAAUACAUCUUCAAAGAGAACGACGUGCAUUUAGAAAAAUUCAAAGAACUGACCAAGAAUAUCGUUGAGGCCACCACGGCCAAGUGCAUCUUGGGCAACCUGACCAAGAUUUACGAGGAGAGCUGGGCCGUGAUCAAGGAAUGGGAGACCGAGGACGCUCUGUUUGUCGGUGUUGUCCCCAAAAGCCAAGAGAACAGCUAUUUCACGGUGGACAGCGACGACGUCACGAAGAAAGCUUACUUCAUCUGGGACAAGGAGCAGCUGGGCGAUGACUUCCUGGGAGCCGUCAGCCGAACACUCAGGCGCCUCAGGGAGCUCCGCCGACAGCCGACGCCGUCCGAGUACAUUGCCGUGCACCUGGCGUACUGCGAGAUCCACAGCGGGAAGUGGGGGCGGCACGAAACAACAAGGGGCCUGGGGACCCCAGGGUUCAGGCCCCACACACAGACAUACAUGUCGCUGACCGACCCGGGUGAAGGUCACAUGAUGGGCACGACGAGAUUCACCGAGUGGAUGGAAGGAGCCAUCGUGCACGUGGAACACCUCGAGAGGCCACGUCACCUUGACCGAGAGCACAUUGAGUCCUACCGUGUCCCUUCAGUUCUCGAUUUCUCCAGAGUUCGCCUCCACGUUGGCCCCACAGCGCCGACCACAUACUUCCUGGGCAGACCCGUUAAAGACUCGGGCAACUUUGAUGAAGAUUUCCUUAAAAUCGUCAACAUCACAGCUGCAGCGGCCUCUGCUGCGUUUUUCAUGGGCGCGGCUGAAGUGAAGAUAGCUAUGGAGCGGUUGAGCACAUCAGAGGCGCUGAAAUACAUGCACGCACUUAGAACACAGGUCCAGCGCUCAAGGAAACAGUUUUUAUCAGCAGCUUGGAACCUCAACCAAGAACUGCUCAACGACUUUGAGGUUGAAUCUCCGGAAAUCCUGACAGAGCGCAAAGAUAUUGCUGUGAAGGCAGUGAUGAUCACCUCAUUGGGAGGUUUUGACAAAGUAACCUGGGAUGGCGCCAGCGACACUUACCCAUCCAAAUGUAUCAUGUACCAACUGUCAUUUGAAGAUGCCCUCACAAUAGUGCAUGAAGCGCAUCUGAAGGGCCUCGUGACCUACUUCUCUGCCGGCUUCAAGUUUGAUGAGAUCAAACACGCGGUCUACGCCGGCGUCGACGGCAUUGGGAUCGGCGGUGCUCAAGUUCUCCGAUUCAUGGACAGCGAAACAGGCAUGCACGGACCAUACACCGAAGAGAAUAUUCCAAGAAUCCUCCAGAACAGGGACGAAGCCGCCAAUUCAAUCCGAGGAAAGGGUGUCAACCUUCUGGUACGUCUCGACACGAUGUACUUUGAAGGCUCCAUCUCUCGAUCUCAGGAAUAUUUGCGCCAGAAACUCUUCAAGGCCCUGCUCAAGAUAGACGAGGAAUCCGUCUCCGAACUGAUGCAGCAGCUGCCUGAGGUCAUUAGCCUCCCCCGCGAGGGCAACGAACCGUAUCUGUUCCGCGCCAAGAGAAUCGUGGAGGCCGAGAACCCGAUGCUGAAAGAGUUUUGCUCCAAGGAGGAAUGGGACGGCUUCGUGGCCACCUUGAAGUGCAUGAUCGUUGCACGCGACGAGAAGUCCCUGGUGGAAGAGUACGACAGCGACCCUUGGUUGUCCAUCAGACAUAGGUACCGCUUCAACCAGUGUCCAAGAGAUUCAAAAGUCUGCUACGUUCGCCAGACAUCUUUUAAUAUUCCUUACAAGUGUUGAAGACUUUGAACUGAUUCAUGCUCUGUACCGUAAACUACGCUGAGAAAACCUGCGUAGGUCGUUAAACUUAUGACAGGCGUAGUUAGUUAUUACGGAAUUUAGGGAGAUUUUUAUAUAUAUUAUUAAUGAAUAAUAAGAGAAUUUUCAGUAUUUCCCAUUUAGACUAGUACAUUUUGACAUGUAAACUCGGAAUGGUUGGGAAAAAUCGGUUCUUUCUCCCUUUUCAUUUGAAAAAACCCCUAAUUAAUUGCUUUACACUCGUCUUUGUUUUUAGAGAACACUUUUUAUCAUGUUGAAUAUCAAGUCUAAUAGAACGGAAGUCGUUCUUUUAUUAUUGUUAUUAUUAUUAUUAUUAUUAUAUUGGUAUAACUUAAGCGUUUUUUUUUAAACAUUUAUUUUUAUUUGUUCAAUUCUUUAUGAGCACACGUUAACAAGCACAUACAAAGAAAAAACCACACACACACACACUCUCUUAACUUCACAAAUAUACUUCACAAACAAGUUAAAAUACUUGAAAGCUUAUUCAUGUCCCAUGUGUAAAUAUGUAACUUUCAGAACAGUUAAUUAUUAAUAACAGUCGUGAGUUGUUCUUUUUGUUUUUUUUUUAAAUAAUAAUCCACAGUUAUCAAUACUCAUUUUUAAAAAAAAUAUAUAAAAAAAAAACUUUUCAAAUCUCGUGACGGGAAUAAAACACUUUAAAAAAUUGUUUGAGAAAUCUUGUUAUCUUCAAAUGGCCCAGAGUCAUUUGAAGUACUUUUAAUGCACGAGCAGUGCCGUCUUAAGGCAUGGGCACACUGAGCACCUACCCAGGUAGG